AUGAGCGAAGACGAGGAUUGUGAUGGCUUGCCCAGUAUAUUCGUUAACUCUUCUGGAUACGAUGCGGGUGCUUUUAGUAUCCCCAGUGCAGAUGAGCUGGCAUCGCAACGGGAACGUGAGGUCGAGAACGAGCGGAAACUGAAGGAGUUACGUGAGCGUCUCGCUAACGAUGAUGACGUCACAUUAGCGCGUCACGACUCCAGCAGCUCCGAGAGCGAUGCGGCGCUGGCCGCCGCCGUGACCGUGAUGAGCGUCGACUGCGCCCUCGCCGCCGUCGCCGCGGGUCCGCCGCGCCACGCGCCCCGCGCCGCCGACCUGCUCGCGGCGCUGGCGCGGGGCCUGCCCGCCGCCGCCCGCCCGCUGCUCGAGGACUCUAACGUCGCGCUGCGGUUACCCGAGGUGGUGGCGAGCGCGAGCGCGCUGGUGGCGGCGGACGACGAGCCCUGGACCGACGACGAGGUGUGGGCGCUGGGCGCGCUGCUGGCCGGCGCCGCGCUGGCGCACGACCCGGCGCCGCGUCGAGAGGCUCUGCGCGCGCUGCACACGCUGCUGGAGCGCCGCGCCACCGCCGCUCAGGCUCACGCUCUCGGCCGUAUGAUGUUGGACGCGCUGCCGGCGGCGCGCACGAGGCUGGAACUGAGCGACGCGCUGCGGGCGGGGGGCGGCCCCACCUGCGAGGCGCUGGCCACCCUCGCGCUGGACGUGGCGCUCGUGGACUCGCUGGACCCGCCGGCCCGCGGCCGGGAGAGCCUGUCGCGGCUGGCGGAGGCGAUGGGCGCGGGCUGGGCGCGGCUGGCGCCGGAGCUGCGCUACACGACGCUGCAGCUGCUGGGCCGGCGCCUGGCGGUGGCGAGCGAGGACGAGAGGGAGGCGCGCUCGCGCCUGCUGGCGCCGCUCGCGCCCUCGCAGAUCGGACACGACACGCAGGCGCCCGAGAAGCUCAAGGUAUUAGUGUGUGCCUCCAAGCUGCGCCUGUUAUUCGGUACCGAGAAGUGA
Messenger RNA from Arctia plantaginis, 996 nucleotides. Lineage: Eukaryota; Metazoa; Arthropoda; Insecta; Lepidoptera; Erebidae. The record is from the annotation of a GenBank genome assembly.